Messenger RNA from Hippopotamus amphibius kiboko, 954 nucleotides. Its product is annotated as olfactory receptor 18-like. Gene Ontology annotation, cellular component: membrane. The record is from RefSeq and is a predicted model, not a curated record. The transcript has a single exon. Lineage: Eukaryota; Metazoa; Chordata; Mammalia; Artiodactyla; Hippopotamidae. Gene Ontology annotation, biological process: G protein-coupled receptor signaling pathway. The annotation marks the transcript as partial. Gene Ontology annotation, molecular function: G protein-coupled receptor activity; olfactory receptor activity.
UUAAUCAAUAGGUGUCCAAGCUACAUAGAAUCAAAAAAUCUAACACGUGUCUCAGAAUUCUUUCUCAUGGGACUCUCAGAUGAUCCAGAACUGCAGCCCCUCCUCUUUGGGGUCUUCCUGUCCAUGUACCUGGUCACCAUGCUUGGAAACCUGCUCAUCAUCCUGACUGUCAUCUCUGACCCCCACAUCCACACCCCCAUGUACUUCUUCCUCUCCAACCUCUCCUUGGCUGAUAUAGGUUACACCUCCACCACGAUCCCUAAGAUGAUUGUGGACAUCCAAACUCACAGAAGAGUCAUCUCCUAUGUGGGAUGCCUGACACAGAUUUCUUUUUUGAUCUUUUUUGGAUGUAUGGAUUGUAUGCUCCUGACUGUGAUGGCUUAUGAUCGAUUUGUGGCCAUCUGUCACCCUCUGCACUACACAGUCAUCAUGAACCCACACCUCUGUGGCUUCUUAGUUUUGGGGUCUUUUUUAAUCAGCAUUUUGGAUUUCCAGCUACACAAUUUGAUUGCAUUACAACUUACCUACUUCCAGAAUGUGGAAAUUUCUAAUUUCUUCUGUGACCCUUCUCAUCUCCUUAACCUUGCGUGUUCUGACACCUCCACAAAUAACAUAGUCAUGUAUUUUGUUGGUGCCAUCUAUGGUUUUCUCCCUAUUAUAGGGAUCUUUUUCUCUUACUAUAAAAUUAUUUCUUCCAUUCUGAGAGUCCGCUCAUCAGGUGGGAAGUAUAAAGCCUUCUCUACAUGUGGCUCUCACCUGGCAGUUGUUUGCUUGUUUUAUGGAACAAGCCUUGGAGUAUACUUCAGUUCUGCUGUUUCACAUUCCCCAAAGAAGGGUGUGGUGGCCUCAGUGGUGUACGCUGUGGUAACCCCCAUGCUGAACCCUUUCAUCUACAGCUUGAGAAACAGGGACAUCAAGAGUGCUCUGUGGAGGCUCCUCAGCAAAACAAUCUAA